GGCCAUGUGGUGGGACCCCAAGCACAGGCCUUCAGGAGCCUCUGGGAGCUGCCGCCAGGACCUGUCACCAUGUCGCUUUGCAAUUAAUUUGCGCCAGGCGACAGAUAUGCUGGACUUGCAUUUCAAUCCACGCUUCAACAAAUCCACCAUCUUCUGCAACUCGUGAGAUAGCAGCAAGUGGGGACAAGAGCAACGGAAAUCACCUGUGCUGAUAUCAAGGGAUAUCGAGGAGAGGACCCAGGCGGUAGAGCACCCUGGCCUGGACACAUGUGCCCAUUCUUUGAACUACCAGGUACUGCCCUGGCCCAUUCCCAGGGUACCUCCUGCCUCCUUAACAACCUCCCUCCCACUGCAGUUCACCGUGAACUUUGAGAGCGACGGAUUCAAGGUGAAGCUGCCAGAUGGGCACCAGUUGACCUUUCCCAACAGACUGGGCCACAGCCAGCUGAGCUACCUGAGUGUGCAGGGCGGGUUCAACAUCUCCUUCAAGCUCGACUGAGUGGGCAGCACCUCGUCAGAAUGAGACUCCCAGCCUGGCUUCCCUAUCCUGAACCUUCUUCUGAGUCACACCAGGAUCAGCAGCCCUUUGGGCCUGGA
Galeopterus variegatus (Sunda flying lemur) is the source of this 597-nucleotide messenger RNA. RefSeq names its product lectin, galactoside-binding, soluble, 2 (gene LGALS2). The record is from RefSeq and is a predicted model, not a curated record. Gene Ontology annotation, molecular function: carbohydrate binding. The transcript has 2 exons. NCBI's taxonomy places the organism in Eukaryota, Metazoa, Chordata, Mammalia, Dermoptera, Cynocephalidae.